Messenger RNA from Rotaria sp. Silwood2, 1473 nucleotides. Lineage: Eukaryota; Metazoa; Rotifera; Eurotatoria; Philodinida; Philodinidae. The record is from the annotation of a GenBank genome assembly.
AUGGAAUUCGGACUAUUUUUCAUUCGAUUUGUCGUCGAAAGUUCUUAUCAUGAAGAACAAUUAUAUAAAGAAUUAUUUCAAAAUUAUAAUCCAUUAAUACGACCUGUACGAAAAUUAGAAGAUACAAUAACUGUAUCAUUUAGUAUUGCUUUAUUACAAUUAAUUAGUGUAGUUGAAAAAGAACAAGUACUGAAAACAAAUGUUUGGUUACAAGUCAAAUGGCAUGAUUAUCAAAUGCAAUGGAAACGAGAAAAAUAUGGUGGAAUUCAAUCAAUACGUGUACCACCAAAUCAAGUUUGGACUCCGGAUAUUGUUUUAUUUAAUAAUGCUGAUGGAAGAUAUGAAGCAUCAUUUAAAUCUCAUGUUGUUGUUUAUCAUAAUGGUGAUAUGAAUUGGGUACCACCUGCAAUAUAUAAAUCAAGUUGUUAUAUUGAUGUUAAAUUUUUUCCUUUUGAUCAACAAGUAUGUGAAUUACGCUUUGGUUCUUGGACAUAUAAUCAACAUCAAUUAAAUUUUACAUAUUAUGAUGAAAAAGAACGAAAUGUUACAAUAAAAGAUUAUGUUGUUAGUGGUUCAUGGGAUCUUUUGGAUGGACCUAUGUCUAUUCAACAUCCAUCAGAUGAAGGAAAUCUUCUAUUUGAAAAAAGUUAUAGACAUGAUCGUGUUGAAUUUGUAUGUAAACUUGUUAUAAGACGUAAAACACUUUUUUAUACAGUUAAUUUAAUCAUCCCAACGAUGCUUAUUUCAUUUUUAUCAAUAUUUGUUUUCUAUUUACCAACUGACGCAGGUGAAAAAAUGACAUUAUCGAUAUCAAUUUUAUUAGCAUUAGUCGUUUUUCUAUUACUUAUAUCAAAAAUUUUACCACCUACAUCUACAGUUAUACCAUUAAUUGCUAAAUAUCUUUUAUUUACAUUUAUUAUGAAUAUAAUAACAAUUUUUUGUACAGUUCUAAUUAUUAAUUAUAAUUAUCGAACACCACGUACUAAUAAAAUGCCUUAUUGGAUGAAACGACUUUUUAUUGAUAUAUUACCACGAGUACUUCGUAUGGAAAGACCACAUAAAUAUGAACGAGAAAAUGAUGAUGAAAUGAUUGAACCAACAAUAGUGAAUUCUAUACGAGCAUCACGUGUUAUAUCAAUAACAACACCAAUUAUGAAUAGUCAACAAUCAUUAACAACAACAGAUAAUGAUGAAGAAAAUCAACUUGAUUUUUUUCUAACAAAAGAAGUUUAUGAAGCUGUUGAAGAUCUUAGUUUUAUUGCAAAUCAAAUGAGAUCAGCAAGUCAUUAUGAAGAAAUUCGUGAUGAUUGGAAAUACAUUGCAACUGUGAUCGAUCGAUUACAAUUAUAUAUAUUUUUUGCUGUUACAACUUUUGGUACAUUAUCAAUUUUAUUCAAUGCACCAUAUAUUUUAAAUGUAGUCGAUCAAACUGCUAUACUGAAAAAUUGGGAUCCUACAUUUGGUACUACUUAG